AUGUGUGAAAGGUUGGGAAUCAUCCAUAUCCGUAUCGCCCCUUUCCACCCACAAUCUAAUGGGCAAGCGGAACGAUUCGUCGACACUCUUAAACGUUCGCUGCAGAAAAUCACGGAGGGAGAAGGUGUCCCCGCAAUUGAUGCUCUUCAAACAUUUUUACAAGUGUACCGCUCAACACCGAGUGCAGUCCUUGAUGGCAAGUCUCCUGCGGAAGGAAUGCUUGGUCGUCCAAUGCGUACUACUUUGGAAUUGUUGAAACCUCCUAGUGUCCCGAAAAACAUGAAUAAAGUUCUGCCCUCCAAAUAUACAACUGGUUCCAAAGUGUAUAUCAAGGUUUACAAGAACUCGAACAAGUGGAAGUGGGUUCCUGGUGAAAUCAUUGAAGAAAUAGGAAACGUCAAUUUCAAUGUGCUGUUGGAUAUACAGGUUGGGCGAAGGAAGUUAAUUCGUACACAUCUAAAUCAACUUCGACCAAGGUUCGAGACUGCUCAAGCUGAGGAUUCCGAAACUGCCACAAAUUCCCCGUUGAACAUCCUCAAGCAUGACUUUCAUUUGGACCAUCUUAUGCCCUUACAGCAGUCACAGCCGAACGAUACCCAUCAGCCCAAGGAUGACUGUGGAUCUGAGUCGGAAUCAGAUGAGUUCUUCCAAUCAGCAGCAGAGUUGUCUAUUCCACAUCAAUCAACUCCUGUCCCGUGUGAAAAACCGAGAUCAGCACGACCAACGAGGACUAUCCGGCCACCACAGAGAUUCAACGAUUACAUCAUGGACUGA
This is a messenger RNA of Uranotaenia lowii, 774 nucleotides long. RefSeq lists its product as uncharacterized. NCBI's taxonomy places the organism in Eukaryota, Metazoa, Arthropoda, Insecta, Diptera, Culicidae. Gene Ontology annotation, biological process: DNA integration. The record is from RefSeq and is a predicted model, not a curated record. Gene Ontology annotation, molecular function: nucleic acid binding. The transcript has a single exon. The coding region runs from base 1 to 774 and encodes 257 amino acids.